Messenger RNA from Zingiber officinale, 2031 nucleotides. Its product is annotated as kinesin-like protein KIN-7K, chloroplastic. Gene Ontology annotation, biological process: regulation of DNA-templated transcription. The coding region runs from base 1 to 2031 and encodes 676 amino acids. NCBI's taxonomy places the organism in Eukaryota, Viridiplantae, Streptophyta, Magnoliopsida, Zingiberales, Zingiberaceae. Gene Ontology annotation, molecular function: DNA-binding transcription factor activity; DNA binding. The record is from RefSeq and is a predicted model, not a curated record. The transcript is spliced from 7 exons.
AUGAAGAAGAGUCAUAAUUGGCUCGGCACCUUUGACACCGCCAAGGAGGUGGUGCAUGCAUACGAUGCCACCGUGACUCAGUUCUAUGGGCCCAAAGCCAAAAUCAAUUUCCCCUAUUCCGCUCUUUUUCUCAUUGCUGUCAACCCCAUCAAUGUCGAGUCCUCCACCCCUUAUUUACGCAUAGCAGAUGCAUCCUGCCUAGCGGUGGAUCUCAAGCUUGGACAAGGCAAUUUACACCCCCCUCCCCCUCCCUCUUUCCGACGGUACGGGACCUACACUAACGCGGUGAAGGUGGUGAAGCCGAAGUUUGACCUAGAAACUUCCGAGAACACAAUAGUCAGUGAAGGAUACAAUUUGAACUUCAAAGAAGCCAAUGAAGAUGUUGGUGGAGAUGAAGAAGCCAAAUAUCAUGAGGAUCGACAAGCAGCCAAGGUGGACUAUGAUGUCGACGAUCAGGUGACGUGGAUGAGUAAAAUCGUUAGUCUUGGUUUCGUCUCGUCCUAUAUAAACCGCCAGAGCAAUUCAGGCCUCCUCCUUCCACCUCUUCUCCGUCUGAGCUGCAAAUCCAUCGAUCUAUCACUUCCAUCGGUGUCAAUUAGUUGGUAUUCUUAUGUCUCUGAAUCCAGGAAAUUAGAAUCGCAGCAGCAACAGGAGUUGAUGGAAUCGUCGGGUGCUGAUUGGAGUCCGGAAUCCGAGUUAGAGCUUCAGAAGAUGUUAUUGGAUCUUACAUCUUCUGACGAGUUCAAGAAGAAGAAGAUGAGAAUCACGAAAGAAAUGAUCAAUGAUGUGAUCAGCAAGGCAAACAAGCCGCUCAGUAAAGGCGAGGUCUUGUGGCGCUUGAUGAUGCAGCUCAACCUUGAUGUUGGUAGCGACUGUUCUAGGAAUCUUGAGCAAUCGGGCACUUCUGGUACAUCUCAAAUCGAGUCACAAUUGGACUGGGAAAGUCUCCUGUCUGCAAUCAAUGAGCAAACUGUAGAGCAUUCGAGAGAACCUAGCGUUAUCAGCGAGAGCACUCUACAAAAUGCUUCGUUGGAGUCGCUGCUUCAAAUGAAAUGCAGGCUCGAGAAGGAAGUGCAAGAGUGGAACGAUUGGGGUACGCAAAAGGUGAUGCAGGCGGCCAAGAGGUUGAACAAGGACAGGGACGAGCUUCAAUUACUAAGAAAACAACAAAAGAGGAAUCGUCAAUUAAUGGAAGCGCUUAGAAUGGUGCAUGACGGUGUGAUGGAAGAAAAUAUAGUCCAGGCUAAGGAACUUAAAGAUAAGGCUCGUAAAAUGGAAACGUUGAAUACUCAACUGAGGAUGGAACUGAAAGAUGUAGAAUUGCACGCUGCAGAAGUGGCAGCGAAUAGUGAAAAUGCUUCAAGAAGGAUGGAGGAGUACCUCAAAAAGUUACAAUCAUCUGAAGAAGAAAAGCUCUCGCUUAAAGAUCAACUUGCAGCUGAAAAGCAUCGCUUUUUUCAAUUGCAACAGCAAUUGAAGAAAGCCAAGGAUCUUCAUGAUAAUAUGAAGUCCAAGUGGAAGAAAGAAGAGAAGUUGAAGAAUGAUGCUCUUGAAAUGGCCGAGAAUGAACGAAAGGAGCUGGAGCAGAUCGAGAUGUCGGCAAAAUCACAAGAAAAUGCAUUAAAAAUUGAAGCAGAAAAUAAUUUGGAGAGAUACAAAAAUGAUAUCCUUCAGCUAAAGAAUCAAAUUGCACAGCUAAAAUUAGUGGAAAGUUCAUCAUCCAACAUUUAUCUUUCUGAGGAGGAAUCGAAGUCUGCUUUAGAUCGUGAAUGGGAAUGUGUGAUGUGCCUAUCUGAAACUGUGUCCGUCGUCCUGCUUCCUUGUGCCCACCAAGUUUUUUGCAGACAAUGCAACGAGCUUCAUGAGAAAAAGGGCUUGAAAGAGUGCCCUUCCUGUAGGACUCCUAUCCAGCGAAGAGUCAGUGUUCGAUCAGUUACUGAUGAUCCUUACCCUGAUCCUUACCCUGAACUCCUUAUUUACUUGGCUGAAGAUUCAGACUACACUGCUCUUGGAAAUCCUACUGCUUUUUGA